UAUGUUUCCUUCUUCGUUGUGAAAGCAAAAAAAAAAAAACAAAAAUGUCGCGAUUAGCUUUAACUCGUUAUAGCCGUUGUUGUCUCUCGCGCCUUCUUAAGCCAUUGACGCCUCCGUUGUUCUAUUCCUCUGCUGCGUCGAAUCGAGAUGACGGAUGUCAGACCGGGCCGCCACCGAUCAGAGUCGGACUCACUGAGCCAGCGGGUCGUGCUGUUUUCGCAACGCGUAGAAUCAGUGCUGGAGAUCUCAUACACACGGCGAAGCCCGUCGUAGCUUGUCCUUCUCUUGUUUCCCUCGACUCUGUUUGUUAUCUUUGCCUUAAGAAACUCAUGGGUUCUGAGAAAGUUCAAGAUCGUGGAGUCUCGUAUUGUAGUCAAGAGUGCCAAGAGAACUCAAAGGGUUUUGUUGAUGUUGAAACCAGAGCAGAUUGGUCAAGCUUUGUUGAUUGUUGUAGGACGCACAACUUCAAGUACCCGCUUAUGGUCAAGAGGUUGUCUUGUAUGAUAAUAUCAGGUGCUCUGCCUGCUGACUGUCUUGACAUACUUCAGCCAGCUGCUUUAUCUUCUGCGAUGAUUUCAAAGAUAGAAGACGGUUAUGGUUUGUUAUGGAAUGCCUUCAGGAAGGCAGAUUUUAAGGAUGAAGAUGUUGCUUUUUUAACAAAACAGUGGUAUACGGCUAUACUCGCCCGGAUUCGCAUCAAUGCAUUUCGUAUUGAUCUGGUUGGAGGCUCAUGUGGCGAAGACCUUCUUUCACUGGCUGCAGCUUCUGUUGAAUGUGAAGGUGCAGUUGGCCAUGCCGUUUAUAUGCUACCGUCCUUCUACAAUCAUGACUGUGAUCCCAACGCGCACAUAAUAUGGUUGCGGAAUGCAGAUGCAAGGUUAAGCACUCUACGCGAUGUUGAAGAAGGUGAAGAGCUUCGGAUAUGUUAUAUAGAUGCAAGCAUGAGAUAUGAGGCGCGACAAACAAUACUCUCUCAAGGGUUUGGCUUCCUUUGCAACUGCUUACGCUGCCAGUCCGGUGACUGAUUAACUCUUCCCCAUCUUCACUUUUCAUAUAUUUUAUGUAAUAUAAGUGAGAAGACGAUAAAUAAAAAAAUGUGACGAAAGUAAUUUUAAAUAUAAAAACAAACUCUCAAUGGUUUCCUGGAAUUUUAUGGUACAUUAGAGUAGCUUAAGCUGUUUAUUCUUUGGUUGAGGCAACCGGAGGCGAUCUCAACCGGAGGCGACUCGGUCGUGUGAGCAACUAACUAAUACUCUGGUUCACGACCAAUGUUCUUUCCUCAUGGUCGACCACGUUCACCCAAUUGAUAAUAAAAUAGGAAAACGAAGAGACACAUUACUCUUUCUCAACAUUAAUGAAACUUUUUUUUAACCAGAUCGUACUUGAUAGUAGACGAAAAGCAAAAUCCAACCUAAAAAGAAGAAUCGUGCAGGUGAGG
Camelina sativa (false flax) is the source of this 1438-nucleotide messenger RNA. RefSeq names its product histone-lysine N-methyltransferase ATXR4. Gene Ontology annotation, molecular function: protein binding. Gene Ontology annotation, cellular component: nucleus. NCBI's taxonomy places the organism in Eukaryota, Viridiplantae, Streptophyta, Magnoliopsida, Brassicales, Brassicaceae. The record is from RefSeq and is a predicted model, not a curated record.